AUGCUGAUUGGCUUGUGUGGAGGAAUAUGCUCAGGCAAGCACGCCAUCGCAGAUUACCUCAUUGAACAUCAAGAGUUCAAACUCCUCGAGCUGAACAACAAACACUACCCUCGGAUAACUGAUGACCCAGAAGACGAUCUUCGGUUACAAGCUUCGGAACUCAGCAACAAGAGGAAUUCGGAAUUCACAUUCGACAGCGUCGAAUCCCUCCUAGACUUUGCAACGAAAAGAUGGAAAGAGCGCUGGGUCACAACAGAUAUCUUGGAUACUGCGACCAUAGAGCGUUUUCUUCAACGACCUUUUUUCCUCCUAGUGAGCGUCGAUGCGCCAGUUAGUCUUCGGUGGAAGCGGUUCACAGACAGGUGCCGAAGAAGACAGCUCGAUCCUCCUCCUCUUGAAAGAUUUGUUAUAUGGAAUGAUCGGCACCUUUACGAUAAAGAUAUUGGACGUGCUUAUCUGACGGAUCGUGCGCAAGUGCGAUUGUUCAACUCAUGCUCUUCUCUGGAGGAGCUGCAUGUUGCUCUUGAAGCCCUGAAUCUCGCCGACGAGCGACGUCUUCGUCCAAAUUGGGACCUGUAUUUCAUGCAACUAGCUUCACUCGCUGCGCAGAGAAGCAAUUGCAUGAAGAGAAGAGUGGGCUGUGUGCUCGUUAGGGAACGCCGUGUAAUCAGCACCGGAUACAACGGGACUCCUCGGCAUCUUACCAACUGCAAUGAAGGUGGAUGUAUGAAACCUCCCGAAAGCUUGCAGCUUUCUCUGAUCUUAUCGUGCUGUUCUAAGAGAGACUCACAUCGACUAGGCCCGCGAUGCAACCGUGGAGAAGGAGGAGGUGUUGGCCUAUCGACAUGUCUUUGCCUUCAUGCGGAAGAGAACGCUUUGUUGGAAGCAGGCCGAGAGCGUAUACGCGAAGGCUCAAUACUCUAUUGCGAUACAUGCCCUUGCUUGACGUGUACAGUCAAGAUCGCUCAAGUCGGUAUAUCGGAAGUCGUGUAUUCCCAAGGAUACAACAUGGAUCAAGAACCUCGAAACGGCCUCAUCUAUCUCCAAAAUUCUCAGACCAUUUCUUCGGAUUUACCCUUGAUCAGUCUUUCCGGUGGGAAUGAUGUCUCAUAA
Aspergillus fumigatus Af293 is the source of this 1113-nucleotide messenger RNA. Its product is annotated as deoxycytidine monophosphate deaminase. Gene Ontology annotation, molecular function: hydrolase activity; zinc ion binding. Lineage: Eukaryota; Fungi; Ascomycota; Eurotiomycetes; Eurotiales; Aspergillaceae. The record is from RefSeq and is a predicted model, not a curated record.